This is a messenger RNA of Nannospalax galili (Upper Galilee mountains blind mole rat), 1493 nucleotides long. RefSeq names its product YTH domain containing 1 (gene Ythdc1). Gene Ontology annotation, biological process: mRNA splicing, via spliceosome; regulation of alternative mRNA splicing, via spliceosome. Lineage: Eukaryota; Metazoa; Chordata; Mammalia; Rodentia; Spalacidae. The record is from RefSeq and is a predicted model, not a curated record. Gene Ontology annotation, cellular component: nucleoplasm. Gene Ontology annotation, molecular function: mRNA binding; N6-methyladenosine-containing RNA reader activity.
CGCCUGCGGCCGCGUCUGCGGCGCCCGCGCGACUCCCGUCCCGGCGGCAGUGGCGGCGGCGGCCGCGGAGGCGGCGGCGGCGGCGGCGGCAAAAGCCGGAGGGCAGCCAUGGCUGCCGACAGCCGGGAGGAGAAAGAAGAUUGCCAGGAUGGCUCCAGCUGGUUGUUUGCAGAUGGAGAACUUAAUGUUUUAGAUGAUAUUUUGACUGAAGUACCAGAGCAGGACGAUGAACUGUAUAAUCCAGAGAGUGAACAAGAUAAAAAUGAGAAAAAAGGAUCAAAAAGAAAAAGUGACCGAAUGGAAUCUACUGACACCAAGCGACAAAAGCCUUCUGCCCAUUCAAGACAGUUGAUUUCUAAGCCACUAAGUUCAUCUGUUGGCAACAAUAAAAGAAUAGUUAGCACAAAAGGAAAGUCGGUCACAGAUUAUAAAAAUGAGGAAUAUCAAAGAUCUGAAAGAAACAAGCGUCUAGAUGCUGAUCGGAAAAUUCGUCUAUCAAGCAGUUCCUCUAGAGAACCUUAUAAGAGUCAACCUGAAAAAACUUGUCCUCGGAAAAGGGAUCCUGAACGAAGGACCAAAUCUCCUACACCAGAUGGUUCUGAGAGAAUUGGGCUUGAAGUUGAUAGACGUGCAAGCAGAUCCAGCCAGUCUUCAAAGGAAGAAGUGAACUCUGAAGAAUAUGGCUCUGACCAUGAGACUGGUAGCAGUGGUUCUUCUGAUGAGCAAGGCAACAACACUGAGAAUGAGGAGGAAGGAGUGGAAGAAGAUGGGGAGGAAGAUGAAGAGGUAGAAGAUGAUGCAGAAGAAGAUGAGGAAGUAGAUGAAGAUGCAGAGGAGGAGGAAGAGGAAGAGGAGGAGGAGGAAGAGGAGGAGGAGGAAGAGGAAGAGGAAUAUGAACAGGAUGAAAGAGACCAGAAGGAGGAGGGAAAUGAUUAUGACACACAAAGUGAGGCCAGUGAUUCUGGUUCUGAGUCUGUUUCCUUCACAGAUGGAUCUGUCAGAUCUGGUUCAGGAACGGAUGGAUCAGAUGAGAAAAAAAAGGAAAGGAAGAGAGCUCGAGGCAUAUCACCCAUUGUUUUUGACAGAAGUGGAAGUUCUGCAUCAGAGUCAUAUGCAGGUUCAGAAAAGAAGCAUGAGAAAUUAUCAUCUUCCGUUCGUGCUGUCCGAAAAGAUCAAACCAGUAAACUCAAAUAUGUUCUUCAGGAUGCAAGAUUUUUCCUCAUAAAGAGUAACAACCAUGAGAAUGUAUCUCUUGCCAAAGCUAAGGGUGUAUGGUCCACAUUACCUGUAAAUGAGAAGAAAUUAAAUCUUGCAUUCAGAUCUGCAAGGAGUGUUAUCUUAAUAUUUUCUGUCAGAGAAAGUGGAAAAUUUCAAGGGUUUGCCAGACUGUCUUCAGAGUCACAUCAUGGUGGAUCACCUAUACACUGGGUACUUCCAGCAGGAAUGAGUGCUAAAAUGCUUGGAGGUGUCUUUAAAAUUGACUGGAUUUGCAG